AUGGGAAUGGCAUUCCCAGACAAGAAGUUCAAUUUUGUUCUUUUCUCGGGGCGAUCAACGUCUCCAAUCACUUAUUCACCGGCUGAAUGCUUCCUAUUGGUGACCUUUUUGUUUUUCUUUCCUGUUAUCUUCCAAGUUCUUAUCAUCUCGUCUCAGCUUCAAACGGUUUCCCGUUAAAGCAUACAGUGAAAAAUUAGAUCUGGGGACGUCGAAUAGAAUUCGAUGUGCAACAUUCCCAAGAGUCUUUCGGAUGGAAUUCCGAAGGUCUUUAUCUUCGCAACUUUCCCAAAUUCUACCCUGGAUCUCAAUCAUCCUAUCAGCAAACCUAUGGAUUGUUACGAACUGCCGUAUUUUGUACCCAUUUAUUCCAUGGGUAGUCACAUAUUUCUUUAUUUUUUUAUACUUUUCACAACAUUGGAUUGGUGCUUUGCUAGAAAUUUCCAUUGAUAACCUGAUGUGUCUAUAUUGACUCUAUCACUUGACGCCAUUAAGCCCAAGAAAAAGCAAGGCCAACGAUCCUAGAUUGGGGAACGGACAGCAUUUGGUCUUUGGACAAUCCAAGGCCACGUAGGGGAAGAAGAGAAAGAUGCUUGGUGUUAUCAGCAUUACCGGAAACAGCUGUAUCAGUCAUCGUUACAGCCGUUGCAGUGGGUGCAGCUGCAACCUUUUUGAGAAGGAUCCCUGAGGCUUCCCCCAACAAAGAUGUAUAUUCUAACUCUCUAUCUCAAGAUGCCAUCCUUCUGACCCAUGUGUUGAUGUUCUCUUGUCUCGAUACUUGCUAGGCAGAGUUCUUUCGCUACAUGCGAAGACUGUGGUGGCUCUGGCAUCUGCUCUGAAUGUAAAGGAGAAGGAUUCGUGCUUAAAAAGUUGACAGACGAAAAUGCGGAGAAGGCGAGGUUGACCGCGAAGAACAUGGCAACCCGAUACACGGCCGGGUGAGCAUCAUCUCUCCUCGGAAAUCUACUACGAUAACUCAUCCUCACAUUUCUUGUUUACUCUUCUGAUCAAGGCUUCCAAGGAAGUGGACUUACUGUAACAAGUGCUCAGCAUCUCGGUCCUGUACAGCCUGCAAAGGAAGUGGGAAGGUGAGAUGAUCCGCGUUUUCCUUCACUUUCUCUCUCUUCGGUGAAAGAAGGCCGGGAGAAAGGCGUCAUUUUUAUCCAUGUUUUCGUGAUUUUCAUGCCCUUUGUCUCCGUUGUUUAUAUUUUUUAUGAAAACCCAUUCCGGUUUUUGUGUCUCCCGUGGUUUUCGAUUUUUUCCCACUUUGGUAAUCUUCUCAGAGUGAUCUUUAGAUUAAUCAUCGUAUUGCAAUGUUUCACAGAUAUUGCUAUAAGAUCCGGCGCGUAUCUUCGACCCACAUCCGUUCCUGCCGUUUAGUAUUCGCAGCGGGGUUUCCUUGUAUUUUAGUUUAUCUGUACGAGCAUGAAUUUUGAGAACGGGGGAGAAGUAAACUGUGGAUUGGGCCUCUCUCUCUCUCUCUCUCUCUCUCUCUCUCUCUCUCUCUCUGUUUGCACUUCAACCCCGGCUCAGAUAGAGAAACACAGCAGCCGCUACGUGGAAGCUGGACGAUACUCCGAUGGAGAAGAGAGAUUCAAAUGGUUUACGGUGCAUGAGUCUGUGGCUGCGCUGGUGCGUGUUUUUCCGUGUUGAAAGGAAGGGGUACUCAGUGUUGGGUGUGCAUGUCGAGACGAGAGAGACAGGGAUUGGCCCAGAAGCUGGUCCCCUUUUUCGACCAUGGAUCUGUGGCAUUGCCCUCGAGGCAGGUCCACCUUCUCAUUUGACUUCUCUCCCAUGGCUCCUACUCGGCCUCUUGUCGGAUAUUCCUCUCCGUUCCUCUCUCUCCCGACGCUCCUCUUCCUCGGAGAGAACUCGUUGCACCGCACUGAGCGGAGGAUAG
This is a messenger RNA of Spirodela intermedia, 1897 nucleotides long. The record is from the annotation of a GenBank genome assembly. NCBI's taxonomy places the organism in Eukaryota, Viridiplantae, Streptophyta, Magnoliopsida, Alismatales, Araceae.